AUGGCAGCCUCGUACCCCAAGAAGAAGUGCGGUGUCCUGGGAGCCACAGGAUCAGUUGGCCAGCGUUUUAUUCUUCUGCUGGCAGAUCACCCCUUCCUAGAGCUUCAUGCAGUGGGUGCUUCGGAGCGCUCAGCCAACAAGAAGUACAAGGAUGCCGUCAGAUGGAAGCAGUCUGCUUCCAUGUCCGAGAAGAUCAGCAACCUUGUGCUCCGCGAGUGCAAGGCUGAGAACUUCCUGGAUUGCGAUCUGGUCUUCUCGGGAUUGAACAGCGACAUCGCUGGCGAGACUGAGAUGGCUUUCAUCAAGGCAGAAAUUCCUGUUUUCUCUAACGCAAAGAACUACCGCAAGGACCCUAUUGUGCCUUUGGUGGUCCCUACUGUGAACCCUUCACACCUGGACCUGAUCCCUCACCAACAGAAGCACUUCGGGCUGAAGAAGGGCUUCCUCGUCUGCAAUUCUAACUGUGCCGUCAUUGGCGUUGUUAUCCCGUUUGCUGCCCUCCAGGCCAAGUUCGGCCCUGUUGAGGAGGUCGAGGUGUUCACCGAGCAGGCCAUCUCCGGCGCCGGUUACCCUGGUGUACCCAGCAUGGACAUUGUUGAUAAUGUGAUUCCGUUCAUUAGUGGCGAGGAGGACAAGCUCGAGAAUGAAGCCCAAAAGAUUCUUGGUUCCCUGAACGCCGAUGCCACUGCAUUUAACGAGCAGGCCGGUCUGCGCAUCGGCGCCACAUGCACCCGAGUGGGUGUUACUGACGGCCAUAUGGCCUUUGUCUCCUUGCGGUUCAAGAACCGCCAGACUCCCAGUGCCGAGCAGGUUGUUCAAGCCAUGCGGGAAUACCAGUCCGAGGCUCAGAAGCUUGGUGCUCCAUCUGCCCCAGAGAUGGCGAUUAAGGUGUUCGAUGAGCCCGACCGUCCUCAGCCGCGACUGGACCGUGAUAUUUCAAGGGGUUACACUGUCAGUGUUGGCCGCGUUCGUGAGGGUGCCCAGGGUGGCUUCUUUGAUAUCCGUUUUGCUGCUUUGUCGCAUAACACUGUGAUUGGCGCUGCCGGAUCGUCCAUCCUCAACGCCGAGGUGGCGGUCAUCAAGGGAUACAUCUAA
Messenger RNA from Penicillium macrosclerotiorum, 1095 nucleotides. Its product is annotated as aspartate-semialdehyde dehydrogenase family protein. Gene Ontology annotation, biological process: L-threonine biosynthetic process. The coding region runs from base 1 to 1095 and encodes 364 amino acids. Gene Ontology annotation, molecular function: NAD binding; aspartate-semialdehyde dehydrogenase (NADP+) activity; protein dimerization activity. The record is from RefSeq and is a predicted model, not a curated record. The transcript is spliced from 3 exons. NCBI's taxonomy places the organism in Eukaryota, Fungi, Ascomycota, Eurotiomycetes, Eurotiales, Aspergillaceae.